GCAGGCCGCUAACGGGAUAAGAAGGAUGAGCAAAUCAAAGGCACAGUACACGGAGCCAACCACCACGGUUGUGCAAAUCGAAACAAGCACUGCGCUCAAGAUCAUCAAGCACGCGUCUGAAAGAUUCCCACGUUCUGCCAGUGGACCGCUGUUAGGGUUCGACGUCCAUGAAGAUGUUUUGAAAGUCACGCAGUCGCACCGUUUCCCGUACUCUUCAGACGACGAAUCACCAUAUAGACACAAGGAGAACGGCAGAUACCAAGAGGAGCUUUUGGAGCAGUUGAAAGUGACUGACGGGACCAUACAGCUCUUGGGAUGGUACCAAUCCUCUGUGAGUGGUAAGGCCUUCUCAGAGAGCCUUGUUGACUCCAUGGCUUAUGGCCAAUUGAGACAGAGUGCCAACUCUGUGGUGAUCACUGUGGAUCCAAGUAAAGCACAGUAUGGCGUUUUGUCCCUCAGAGCCUUCAGAUUGACGAAACCGUUCCUCGAGACCUUCAUCGCCAACGACUACUCCGUGGAGCAGCUGAACAAGGUUGAGCUGUCGUUCGACAAAGUGUUUGAAGAGUUGCCUGUUCAAUUGCACAACAACUACCUGACUUCGCUGUUGUUGGCCGCUAACGAUGAGGACUUCUACCACAGCACACAGGCCUUGGAGGCCUCGUCCCUCAAAUCAAAGGCCCUCGGGACAAACGUUGAGACCUUGAUUGACUCCGUUGAUGACUUGAACCAUCUCUAUAACCAAUUGAACAGAAAGAAGAGCACUAACCAGGAGGUUAGCCUGCGUGAAUGGUUACCACUCUGUGAAAAGAUCAACUUCACUGCAAAGGACGUUGAACAGCAAGUUGUUUCCGACUUCCUCACCGACAGUGUAAUCAGACAAUGAAGAGCUACUCUUUACAAUCAAAUAAUAACAAGCAAUAUCACCAGAGCGAGCCAUACAACGCCAUAGGAAAGAUAUAUGUAGAAUUGCGCUGUAUAUAUACGUCUAGCCUGGAAAAC
Williopsis jadinii is the source of this 999-nucleotide messenger RNA. RefSeq lists its product as uncharacterized. Gene Ontology annotation, cellular component: eukaryotic 43S preinitiation complex; cytosol; eukaryotic translation initiation factor 3 complex. The transcript is spliced from 2 exons. The record is from RefSeq and is a predicted model, not a curated record. NCBI's taxonomy places the organism in Eukaryota, Fungi, Ascomycota, Saccharomycetes, Phaffomycetales, Wickerhamomycetaceae. The coding region runs from base 26 to 883 and encodes 285 amino acids. Gene Ontology annotation, molecular function: protein binding; translation initiation factor activity; metallopeptidase activity.